UUUCACCAUUUUGUGACUCAGAACACUAUUCAUUUGAAUAGUGUUUGAACUCCAACUUUUAAAAGGUCUAAGAUUCUCUAUAUUUAAGUACAAGUUGCAAACAUCUUACACUCAACUUCAAAACUAAAUACCCCAAUUCCCAAAUCUUUUUUCACUACUCAUGCAAAAUUAAUCAUUCAAUAUAUUAUAUCUUAUAUCCACCCUCAAAAAAAUGAAUCAAUCACCGAUCAAAACCAAAGAUAGCUGUUACCGGUGUAAACAAGUUGGUCAUUGGGCCAAGGACUGCACACAAAGUCCCAACAAACGGAGCCCCAACUUUCGGAGCCCCAUGCCGAUACCUUCUUCUGAUUACCCAGCUACUCACUGCCCAUGUGGUGCCGGGGUUUGUGAAAUUCGGGUCUCCCACAGCGAGAAGAACCCGAAUCGCGAGUUCUAUAAGUGCCCAGGAAAAAAUGAGAAGCAUUGUGAGUAUUUUAUGUGGUGUGAUAGUCUAAAGAGAGAAGACAUCCUGGAAGUUCAACCUAGAGAAUAUCCAACAUGUGGAUGUGGAGCUGGAGUUUGUCGCCUUAAGACUGAAGAGAGUGAACCUAAUAAUGGGCGAAGCUAUUAUGCCUGCCAUAUCAAGGAGGGAUAUGGAGCUUGUAAGUUUAGGCAAUGGGUGGAUAUUCCUCUGGAAGAGAAACAACUGAGCCCUGAAGAUGAAAUUAGAAUUGAUGCUAUCUUCGAUUGUGCCAAGGAAUUCUCCUCAGAAGAGGAUCAGGUGCAAAUGGAGAAUGGACUGGACAUUUCAUCUUUAGUAGCACUCGAGAACGACGACUGGCCAGUGCAGGGUACUUCGCCGUGCACAGACAGGUUCUAGGAUCAUCCCUGAAGGAAGAGAAACAAACAAGUUAAUAGAUGCCUUGGCAACAAUGGGGCAAAGGGGAGAACAAAUGGUUUUCAUAACAUUUGUAUUUUGUCUAUUCCUCUUCCAGAUUGUUCAAACUUUUAUUUAGCAGACAAUUUAAACUGUAAUAUCGCAAGUACUUUAAGCGAUGGUCCACAUAUGGAGUCAUCAUGGUCUGUAACAAACUCUAUUAGUAGCUAAUUAGAUUUGUUCGUCUCUUCCAAAAAAACAUAGCGAGUUGAGCAUAUAUAACAGUGUGUGUAUAUGAUGCUCAAUGUUUUGUGAAAAGGGUGAAGCUAUAGUGAGAAACCGAGUUAGAAAUUGUUGUCUUUUGUGAGUGAUAAAACUGUAAGAAGCUUUCACUAGCAAUAUUUGAGAAUAUAAGAUCUCUCUCAUCUUUUGUCAA
This is a messenger RNA of Beta vulgaris subsp. vulgaris (sugar beet), 1292 nucleotides long. RefSeq lists its product as uncharacterized. The transcript is spliced from 4 exons. Lineage: Eukaryota; Viridiplantae; Streptophyta; Magnoliopsida; Caryophyllales; Amaranthaceae. Gene Ontology annotation, molecular function: zinc ion binding; nucleic acid binding. The record is from RefSeq and is a predicted model, not a curated record. The coding region runs from base 212 to 859 and encodes 215 amino acids.